GGCAGAAUGAGUUUGCUUCCGCAAAGCUGCCUAACGGCACGCUGUUCCGUGCCAAAGGAGGAGUUCUACUCGGAUCAUCGUGGUUCGAGGCAGAUGUCAACCGCAUCGGCAAAGCGGUCCCGCAAGCCGGAAUGUUGCCAUGGUGGAACCAUGAGAGGAACAGAAGACAUAUAAGAGAGCAUAGUUGCAUCCCUUUGCCGUACCAUCUGCUCAUACACAGGCGCAGACACACAGCCAAUUUGUUUGUUGGCAUCUUCAUGGCAUUGCAGCCCUCCUUUGGCAAAAUGAAACUUCUCUCAGCUCUUGCUGCAGUUACACUCCUGCCAGUGGUCCAUGCCCAAGUUGCUGCAUGGGGCCAGUGCGGUGGUACCGGUUACAGCGGCUCAGCAACAUGCGCUUCAUCCUAUACCUGCGUCAAGGUCAAUGAAUACUACAGUCAGUGCCAACCUGGUAGCGCAACUGGUCCUGCUUCGACUUCCGCCGGUGGGAACACGAGCGUCCCUUCUACUACAUCUCCCCCAAGCGGCACCACUUCAGCACCCGCUGCUGCCUCGGGAAAUCCAAUUUCCGGAUACAGCUUUUACGCCAAUCCCUAUUAUGCGUCUGAGAUUCUCAGCUCUGCUGUGCCAUCACUGAGUGCCAAGGGCAGUGCCAGUUUGGCCGCAAAAGCGACUGAAGUUGCUAAAGUUGGAACUUUCUACUGGCUUGACACCAGAGGCAAGAUUCCUACAAUUGCCACCUAUGCCGAGGAUGUACAGAAACAGAAUGCUGCGGGAGCCAAGCUGGUUCUCCCGCUGGUUGUCUAUGACCUUCCAGAUCGUGACUGCUCCGCCCUGGCAUCUAACGGCGAACUAUCCAUUGCGGAUGACGGUAUCAAUAUCUACAAAACGGAGUAUAUUGAUGCCAUUGUGGAGCAAAUCAAGGCAUACCCAGAUGUGAAAUUCGUACUUGUCAUUGAACCAGACAGUCUAGGCAAUUUGGUGACAAACCUCAAUGUCGAAAAGUGCUCCAAUGCACAGGACGCCUACAAGGAAUGUGUCGCCUAUGCAAUUAAAGCCCUCAACCUCGACAAUGUAUCAAUGUACAUUGACGCUGGCCAUGCUGGAUGGCUAGGGUGGGAUGCGAACAUCACGCCGUCGGCCCAGCUCUUCGGUUCAGUCUAUAGCACUGCGGGCAAGCCUGCUGCUGUUCGAGGCCUUGUUACCAAUGUGUCCAACUACAACGCCUGGAAUAGCACUACCUGUGCUUCUUAUACCUCUGGAAACAACAAUUGUGACGAGCAGAAGUACAUCAACGCCAUUGCACCGCUUCUAACCUCUAAUGGCUUCCCGGCGCACUUCCUCGUUGAUACUUCACGCAACGGCGUCCAGCCGACGAAGCAACAAGCAUGGGGUGAUUGGUGCAACGUUAUUGGUACUGGUUUUGGCAUCCGCCCAACGACUGCCACCGAUGAUCCACUCCUGGAUGCCUUUGUCUGGGUCAAGCCUGGCGGAGAGGCAGAUGGAACCUCUGACAGCAGUGCCGCUCGUUACGAUGCUCACUGUGGCUACUCUGAUGCACUCCAACCGGCGCCUGAGGCCGGUACCUGGUUUGAGGCUUACUUUGAGCAACUGCUUGUCAAUGCUAACCCGUCCUUCUAAGUUUCUAAGUGAGGGAUCUACUAAGGCUUUCCUAGCAUUCAGACAGCAACAACCGCCGAGUUUUGAGGGCACUAUUUUUCGUUAGUAGUAGUAGCAGUGGUGUUUCUGUCUUUUCGAAAUGUAGUUAAAGAUCGUUUAGCUCAUAUUUACUAUAUACACUCACUUCGAAUAUGGACGGAUUUGUUCUAGAAUGCUAGUAUAGAUUCUCAGG
Molecule: messenger RNA, 1851 nt
Organism: Aplosporella prunicola CBS 121167
Lineage: Eukaryota; Fungi; Ascomycota; Dothideomycetes; Botryosphaeriales; Aplosporellaceae
Product: glycoside hydrolase family 6 protein
Exons: 6
Coding region: 285-1640 (451 amino acids)
Biological process (GO): cellulose catabolic process
Cellular component (GO): extracellular region
Molecular function (GO): cellulose binding; hydrolase activity, hydrolyzing O-glycosyl compounds
Source: RefSeq, a predicted model, not a curated record